AUGGAUUUGGGUCGUCAUGAUAUUGUGCUGUACGGUGCCACCGGUCGAGAUUUGCAACAUGUGCCCCUGAUUGUUGCCAAUAGUUUCGAUGAGUCGACGUUGUCUGCGAUGGCAAAACAGGCGAAGGUCAUCAUCAACGUUGUGGGACCUCGGAAACAAGCCAUUGAUGAACUUCCAGGUCGAGAUUUGCAACAUGUGCCCCUGAUUGUUGCCAAUAGUUUCGAUGAGUCGACGUUGUCUGCGAUGGCAAAACAGGCGAAGGUCAUCAUCAACGUUGUGGGACCUUACCGAUUGUACGGCGAACCGGUCGUAAGAGCGGCUGUUGAGAAUGGCGCAAGUUAUGUGGAUAUUUCCGGCGAACCCGCGUUUCUGGAAUCGAUGCAAAUGAAGUACAGUGAAUUGGCACGCGAGAAAGGCCUGUACGUGGUGGGUGCAUGUGGCUGGGAUAGCAUCCCUUGUGAUUUGGGCGUCAACUUCCUCAAAAACAAAUUUGACGGCCAGCUCAACCAUGGUUACUCAUUCAAUGCGGGCACGUACCGAACACUGGUUCUGGGCAUGGCAAACAUGCAUACUGAUGGAUUGGGUAAAAUAAGGCGCAGCAUUAUGCCUGAGAAGUUGCCGCGGAGCUCAUUUCGGCCCCAGAAAAGGGGGACGCUGUGGUAUAAUGAAAAGAUCGGUGGAUGGUGUCUUCCAUUCUAUGGGUCGGACAAAAGUGUCGUUACGAGAUCCCAGUACUUCGAUUAUAAGCUUCACAAUGUGCUGCCGGUAAGUAAAAUCCUUUUAGUGCAGUACAAGAGAAAAACCAACAUUUGCCCGCAAUUCUUGUUUGUAAUUUAUUAAAA
Gongylonema pulchrum is the source of this 842-nucleotide messenger RNA. NCBI's taxonomy places the organism in Eukaryota, Metazoa, Nematoda, Chromadorea, Rhabditida, Gongylonematidae. The record is from the annotation of a GenBank genome assembly.